AUGGCGAAGACUGUGAGAAUGGAUCAGCGGCGCGGAGGGUUCAAGUCGAGAGCACGCAAGUUGAUGGCGGUCUGCAUGGGUGGUGUUUUGUUGCUCUCGUGUGGACAAGCUGCGGCAGAGUAUUUGCGUGAAGGAACUCUGCAGCGAAAUUUGCAAGGAACACCGGCCGCAGGUACCCAGAAUGGACCGGAAUUCCAAGGGCAGGUGGCCACAUGCACCUUGUCAGAAGGGAGUGACGGAGGAAGAACUGCUGUUGAUGCCACUGGCGCACUGACACUGUCGAAAGACAAUUUGACCGUUACGUUGAUGUGUGCUGGUGCAAAAAACCAGGCAGUCCCCUUAACGUUGACGAAGGUCUGUUCCGCCACUGUUCAGAACCCCACAGUCGCAGAAUGCAAAACCGAUACCGACGGCAAGCAGAUCACGCUGGAAUCACUGCUGGGGUCCAACCGCAGUAUCGCGUGGAAGAACACUUCCCAGGCAGCUGAGGAGAAACAAACCAACGGUGAGGAGAGGGCCUUGGAGCUGCAGGCAACAGACCUUCCAAUUAGCGACAGGCGCUUCUUCGUAGGCUGUGACAAAAACAACGAUGAAAAAGCUCCGCUGUCGCCAUCGGCAGAGUGCAAAGUCGACGUGAAUGUCAAAGCGAGACCUUCGUCUGUUACGGACAAUAACGUCGUCAUCUGCGCAUACGGCAAGGACAGCAACCCUGAGCCGCUGAAGGUUGAGAUGACAACAGAGAAGAACACCCUCACUAUUCAGUGUGGUUCCGAGGGAUCCCUCAAUCCUGAAACCUAUGCAACCCAGUACUGCGAUCUCCAGGGAGAGGUGGGGAAUUGCACUCUGAAGACGUUUGAGGAUAUUUUUUCUACAUAUGCAACCAGCUGGUGGUUAAAGGCAGACGAUAGUAGAUCCGCCACAUUGACAAUCCCGGAGACGGACUUUCCAGAAUCCGAACACCAAUUCCGUUUGGGAUGCGUCCACAAACCGGCAAACACCGAGCAACCACUCCCUAACGAGGAAAGUAGCAAAACUGGAAGUUCACAACCAGUCGCUACUACAUCGAAUUGCAAUGUGAUUGUGAUUGUCAGGUCGGGAAACUCUGCUUCGUCGUCUGCUCAAAUGGCAGCUGCAAUCGCUGGUACAGCCGGGUUGACAGGACUCCUCGUCGGGUCCUUGUAA
This is a messenger RNA of Neospora caninum, 1182 nucleotides long. Its product is annotated as SRS domain-containing protein. Gene Ontology annotation, cellular component: membrane. The transcript has a single exon. NCBI's taxonomy places the organism in Eukaryota, Apicomplexa, Conoidasida, Eucoccidiorida, Sarcocystidae. The record is from RefSeq and is a predicted model, not a curated record. The coding region runs from base 1 to 1182 and encodes 393 amino acids.